CAAAAAGGCAGCUCCACUACAGCUUCACUACUUUGAGUGAGGCUUACAGCAAAACCCUGACAGCAAAAACACUGAAUCGUUGAAAGUACUAUGGCAGCAAGAUCCUCCUGUGGUCCAUGGAUUCAUCCAGGUUUAGUCUACGCUUCCAUUAUCUGGGUGACAGUAGCAGUCAGCAUUUCUGUGUGUGAUUGUAAGACCCUGGACACCAAACCAAAGGUGUUUUCAGACUGUGGGAAAAACGUGACCCUGACAUGCAAUGCCAGCACAAGUGUGGUGCAGGAUUCAAAACUGAUGAAAUUUGAAUGGCAAUUCAAGAAUACAACACUGUGCCAGUACGAGCAGAAUAAUUUCACCAGCAAGAUCCAGUGCAAAGGCGCAAACACAACAUCUGGACUCUCUCUCACUCUGACUAUCCGCAACAUAACCCCGACCGAUGAGGGGGUCUACCACUGCAAGCUACACUUAUCGCGUGAAGCAGCAAACGGGCAGAGCCACAUUAAAGUUGAAGACUGCCUUGGAAGUACUCACGAGUCCUUGGAUAAUGGCAACGCCUCAUGCACCUUUGACAGUGUUUACCCCAGUGGUGUAGUUCACUGGUACCAGGGAGAUUCAAACAUAACAAAUGCCUCCAAAACACAUGAAAAGCAAGAUAAGGAUGGGUUUUACAGAGUCAUGAGUGAAGUUCCCGUGAAGAUAGAAAACCACAGCCAACCUUAUAACUGCUCCCUGUGGAUGCCUUCAACGAACAGGUACAUCUUCAGUCAGCUUGUCUCAUUGGGCAGCAAAGGCCAACUCCAGUGGAUCUGCAUUACUAUGGGGAUUUUAAUGAGGAGCUUUAUCAUAUAAAGAAGACAGUUGUUUGAAAAAUUGAUUGAGAUAAAAAUGAGCCACUGAUUGUGAACUCACACAUAAACAUAAUUAAACAGAAGAAAAUGUUUAUGUUUAGGCUGAAAUAAUAAAGUAAAGCUUUUUAGCAUGGUUCUUCACUUGUUGGCAGUAAUGCAUUAAUGUGCAGUAUCUUAAAGAAGAUGCAAAAUGCCUUGAGUUAAUAAAAAUCGCUUUUUAGAUAUUUUUAGUUUCUUGUGGUAGUAUUUUACAUACAAUCAUUUAAAUUUCUGAAACAUUCUUUGUUUACAGCAUUUUUUUUCACACCUGCUGUACUGUAGUAAAAUAAACCUCUUUACAACGUUGCUGUUACAGUAACUAUGAAUA
Molecule: messenger RNA, 1212 nt
Organism: Girardinichthys multiradiatus
Lineage: Eukaryota; Metazoa; Chordata; Actinopteri; Cyprinodontiformes; Goodeidae
Exons: 4
Coding region: 91-846 (251 amino acids)
Biological process (GO): cellular response to lipopolysaccharide; negative regulation of T cell proliferation; T cell costimulation
Cellular component (GO): external side of plasma membrane
Source: RefSeq, a predicted model, not a curated record